CUCCUUUGCCCUGGUCAACGGAAGCCUGCCUCCACUCGUUCUCUGUCACCGGCGGUCACUCACCAUUGCCAUCACCCCGGUCGACCUUGCCCGACCCGACAUCCUCACAGACAUUUUUCUUAUAUCACUCAAUUGUGAACUAUGGAGUUUGUCAGCCCUGAAGGUCUUCGGUUAGAUGGUCGCCGUCCCAUGGAAAUGAGGAAAAUUCAUGCAGAGAUUGGUGUUGUAUCCAAAGCCGACGGUUCUGCUAUGUUCGAGAUGGGUAACACUAAAGUUCUUGCUGCUGUAUAUGGCCCUAGAGAGGUUCAAAAUAGGAGCCAACAACUGAAUUCUAAUGCAUUGGUGCGAUGUGAGUACACCAUGGCAAAUUUUAGCACUGGAGACCGAAUGAGAAAACCAAAGGGUGAUAGGAGAUCCACUGAGAUAUCUCUAGUUAUUCGUCAAACCAUGGAAGAAUGCAUUUUGACCAACUUAAUGCCUCGAUCUCAGAUAGACAUUUUUGUGCAAGUUCUCCAAGCAGAUGGAGGAACUCGAUCUGCAUGUAUCAAUGCUGCAACCCUGGCCCUGGCAGAUGCUGGAAUUCCAAUGCGGGAUCUUGUUACUUCUUGCAGUGCUGGGUUCCUUAAUAACACCCCUCUACUUGAUUUAAACUAUAUAGAAGAUAGUGCUGGAGGCGCUGAUGUCACUUUAGGAAUUAUGCCCAAGUUUGACAAAGUGACUCUUCUUCAGAUGGAUGCUAAGUUGUCGCUGGAUACUUUUGAAAAUGUAAUGCAACUUGCGAUCGAGGGGUGCAAGGCAGUUGCAGAAUACAUUAGAGAAAUAUUAUUGGAGAAUACAAAGCAAUUGGAGUAUCUUCGAGGAACAUAGUUUCAUAGCAUGUUAAGGUUGGCUACGCUAUGUAAUUUGGCGGAUGGAAGUAAGCUUGGACGAAGAUCACGCUUGGUUGGAAUGAUGCUGUACUCAUGAAAUGGAGAGUUUGUUUUAGAAUAUGGAAACAGUUCAUGCCGAAAUUGGUUAAUUUUAAGGCUGAUAUUAAGUUGUAAUCUGCUAACUGAACUAAAUAUUCGUUUUAAGUGAUAUUAUUUGUGUUGGAAUUGAUCGAAGAUCUGAAGUAAUAUGAAACGAAUCAACGCUC
Argentina anserina (silverweed cinquefoil) is the source of this 1135-nucleotide messenger RNA. Its product is annotated as exosome complex component RRP41 homolog. The record is from RefSeq and is a predicted model, not a curated record. Gene Ontology annotation, cellular component: nucleolus; cytoplasmic exosome (RNase complex); nuclear exosome (RNase complex). The transcript has 13 exons. Lineage: Eukaryota; Viridiplantae; Streptophyta; Magnoliopsida; Rosales; Rosaceae. Gene Ontology annotation, biological process: U4 snRNA 3'-end processing; nuclear mRNA surveillance; poly(A)-dependent snoRNA 3'-end processing. The coding region runs from base 142 to 867 and encodes 241 amino acids.